AUGGAGAAUACUGAAGAGGACACAUUACUUGUGGAAGGGAGUGGCGAACCGGAGUACAACACCUAUCAGUUGGUGUGGAUACAACCUGAUGGUACCGGGGUUAGACAAACUGUUUUUGAAAAGUCCUAUGCAGGUGCGCCAUCGGUCUACGCUUCCCACAGAGCAGGGAAUAAAAUCCUUCAGGAUGGUUCCACAGGGCCAAGUCAUUCUUAUCAGGAUGCACCCAGUGUUGAUAAGGUGCAGGAGUCAUAUCCUAGAGAUGAUGACAACACGACACAAAGGCAUCACUUAACACGACAGCAUUCUGAAACAUGCACGUCUUGUGGAGCUUUAUAUCGAGAUAUAUCCAUGUCGAUUGACUCAGAGUCUGAUGUCUCUGACAGUGAAAGCACACAUGGGCGGUCUAUGAUUGUUCGGCAGUUCAGUACUGAUUCCAAGACUGAUGCAAUGACAGCCGUCGAACCGAGUCCCCUGAAUAGAAGGAAUUUCAGUUCCUAUUCAAGGGAACAGUUCUAUGGAGGUAAUGCAUUUUCAAAAUCAGCUUCUGAACAAUGGACAUUGGAACAUGAACCGCAUAUAGCCAACACAAAAGAAACACGAAGACAAGGCAGUGGCGCUCUGACAAUUAUACAGGACAUCCAUCCUGGCCCUAUACCAGUGCAGCAAUCAGACAAGGAAGCAUGGACUAGAACAGUUGUAACUAAAGGUCCCUCAGAAGUGACGCUGAGCAAGGACCAGGAAACAGACAGUAGAGUAAGAUCUGAAAACGUAUGUAUGCCUCAUGGAGCUAGUGUAGUAAAGGAGGCAACUGCUGUUGACAAUGACGGACUCCCCGGACAAACAAGAGUCAGUGAGUACAGGCGGAUAGAUGGACCCGGACAGGUGACAGUAACACGUCGUGGGCAAGGUUUUCCAGGGAGGGACCAACUGCACGGGAAGUACGGUGUGCGUGGACCUCUCGUAAGACAUCCGAGUCUUGAGAAAAGGGUACCUAGCAAUGUUUUCAGGACUGGUAGCCUUCAUGUGGCUGAUGAACCUGAUGGGAGUCGCGUUUGUUUGGUUGAUAAUGUGAUACGUGAUGGAGGAGAUGGAACUCAUGGAAACAUGACACCCAAUAGGAUUGAAACAAAGUUGGUUAAACUGACUCAUGGAACACAGGGCCGAUAUCAAGAUGGGACAUUACCAGGAAUAGAUGGCCAAAUACAAGAGGAAAAGUUGUUAGCAUUCAGUCCAGAGAGGAAAACACCAAAUACAUUUUCUGCAAAUGGACCGAAGGCAAAUGUAGGAAAGCCAGUUCUGGAAUUCCACAGCACAAGACUGACCACUCCUUAUACUGACCAUACAACUCCUUAUCAGCACAGGCAGGUACAUGGAUCAGACGAAGUGACAUUGGCCGAUGAUGACAGAUCCUACGGGGCUGAUUUGGAGAGAGAUAAGAAACCAUCCAGACCGAGUGACAUUGCAUUUACAGAAAGAACAACAACUUGUGAUGCUGGAAGUUUCCACAAACAAAUACACAGGCCUGGUGGUGAGACACUGACUGCAGGACAGCGGUACACUGUGCCAAUGGCAGCUCCUGUGAAGCAAGAAGAUGGACCAAAUAAGCCUGCAUUGUCUUAUGAUGGGCCAACCGACUAUGUGAUUACCAAGACUUCAUACAAAGUGCCAUUGGAUGGUGAAGCAGCAUUGACAGGCAUCAGGCCGUCGUAUGAAGCAGUGAGCAGUUACAGAGAAUUGCCUGGGGAGGUUAGUGAAGCAACACUAAAAGACACCAGAUCACCACAUGAAGCAGUGAGUGUAUAUAGAGAAUUGCCUGGGGUGGUUAGUGAAGCAACACUAAAAGACACCAGAUCACCACAUGAAGCAGUGAGUGUAUAUAGAGAAUUGCCUGGGGUGGUUAGUGAAGCAACACUAAAAGACACCAGAUCACCACAUGAAGCAGUGAGCGGAUACAGAGAAUUGCCUGCAGAGUUUACCGAGGCAACACGUAAAAACUUCAGACCACCACAUGAAGCAGUAAGCGGAUACAGAGAAUUGCCUGCAGCGGUGACCGAAGCAACAUGUAAAGACAUCAGAUCACCACAUGAAGCAGUGGACGGAUACAGAGAAUUGCCUGGGGUGGUUAGUGAAGCAAGACCGAAAGACUUUAGGCCAACACAUGAUGCAGUGAGCAGAUACAAAGAACUUCCUGGGGUGGUUAGUGAAGCAAGACCGAAAGACUUUAGGCCAACACAUGAUGCAGUGAGCAGAUACAAAGAACUGCCUGGGGAGGUUAGUGAAGCAACACGUAAAGACAUCAGAUCACCACAUGAAGCAGUGGACGGAUACAGAGAAUUGCCUGGGGGGGUUAGUGAAGCAAGACCGAAAGACUUUAGGCCAACACAUGAUGCAGUGAGCAGAUACAAAGAACUGCCUGGGGAGGUUAGUGAAGCAACACGUAAAGACAGAUCACCACAUGAUGCAGUGACCGGAUACAGAGAAUUGCCUGGGGAGAGAGAUAUAACAAUUAAACAGAUUGAUGAAGAAGAUCAACUUGGCAGAGUAACAUUAAGUGAUGGAAAGGAAGUAGUUGAACCAAGCUUUCAGGAAUACAAUGACAAUGGUGUGGUGUAUGAAGAUGUCAGGUACAGAUAUAUACACAGUCCUGCCCAAGAAACUUUAUCACCCGUUGAGCAUCAACAAGUACCAGAGAGAUUAAGUACACAAGUUAUCAAGCAAAUAACACGACCGACUGAUCAAGCAUUACUUUUCAAGAUUCCAUCAGUUGAUCUACCAAGUGGCCAUAGCUAUAUACCAGGACGAAAUGUUGUAAAGAUGAACAAUCAAGAUCAACCAACAGACAGAGUAGUGGGGGGACCUGACAGGCUCAUGCAUGAGCCCAUUGAUGCAGCAUUCGGUACCGAAAGAACACAUGAUGCAGAAAACCAAGUACAUGAAGACAAUGUUGUAACGUCUAGGAAUGUUGACAGAAGUGAGCCUGUCCAAGAACGAUAUGAUCAUCCUGACCAUGCAGUCACUGACAACAUACUGGCGCAGGAUGCACGGAAUGAAUACACAUAUGUUCAAGGACCAAGGCGGAUAAUAUUAGAUCCAGGUAAUCAAGAACAGCCGGAACGACCUGCCAUGAAUGGACAUAAAUACAUACAUGAACCCAAUUUAGUACCUCGAGGAAAUCAAUAUAGGCAAAAGCCAAUAGUAGAGUUGACCGUUUGCAAGAAAAUAGAUGACGCAAAGAUGACAGGAGUGGAUGAUGACAGAUCACUUGAUGUAGAAAAUAAACAAAAAACAAUAGAUAAAGUAAAUAUUGUAACUACAUCUAGGAACGUGGUACCCAGUAAGCCCGUACAAGGACCCGACGAUCAACCUGUCACAGUAGACGGGACGCCACACGAUAUACAUUUUCAAGGACACUCACAAGCAAUGAUAAAUCCAGGUUGCCAAGAACAGCUGAACAGAGAAAAGGAAAUACAGGGACCCUGUGACCUACAAUUGGCUGUUGAGAGGCCAGACGAUGACCUAGUAAUUGAAUACAGGCAGUUACCAGGACACAAACAAGUGCCAACAAUACAGGCCAAUCGAGGACAACACUUGGAGAGGAUAGCAUCGUUAGAUAGAAACCAGACCAAAGGACAAAGGAGAGUAUCUUUUUCGGAUGACAGGGUUGCACUAAGGAGUACGGAAACGCCUGCAUCGAUUGUCCAAGAUAGAGAAGCACAUAAAUACCCAGAGGCAGUACACCACUUGAUAAAAACAGAAAUACAACAUAUUUCCCCAAGAGAAGAAGAUUACCCAAGAACUUUGGUGAAAGAAGACGAGAGGGAUAUUAACCAGCAGCUUCAUACAGAUGGCAGAUGUACUACUACUGACAUAACCCAUAAAUCGAUACCUCGGGACCUAUCACAUGAGCACCUCAUAACAACAAAGGGAUACCCUGUCAUCAGCAGUACAAUUGCUCCAUCGACUAAACAUUUAGUAUCACCAGCUGGUGAACAGGUAUACAUAGAAGAAACACCAUUAGCCAGACUACAACAGCAAUACAGAUCGAGCUCAAAUAUCAUUAUCAAUAAGAACGACUUUAGUGCAAAUGAGGCUCCCUCUCCUGUGUCUGAAGGUGUCAUACAACCGUCAAACUUAAAUAGGAAUCCAGAAAUCAGCUUUGGAAGGUUACCAUCAGAUUUGACUGCCAGUUUCAUCGAGAUGUCCAUAUUGUAUAUUGACCACAAGGAAACUUUCCUUGAGAACACUCAGCGUGCGUACAUCAGUGAAGGCAGGUAUACAUUUGGUUCAGUAAAGCUACCGUUAAUUGAGAUAGAUGAGGCGAUCAAUGGUCCAGACACGACUGUCACGCAGCUUGUGCCUGUGGAGGAGGAAAGUGCCCAGCAAGAAAGCAAAUUAUGCCGACAUAGUCCACCGAAAGUUACGUAUAUACAUAACAAUCCUGACGAAAACGUUAAUGGUAUCCAAAGCAGUGAAUGGUCCAACCAGACUGCCAUUGUUCCUGCAGCUGAUCGUAUAGAGUCCCAAGGGUGUAAUGGUGGUGGAGUGUCCAUAAGUGAUGAAUCAACUCUGCAGGGUCCACUGAUCUGCAGGGCAAAUACACAUCCAAAUGCUCAGGUCGUUGAUGAAGGUCUCCAAAGCAGUGAAUGGUCUAACACAGUGGCCAGUGCCCCAUCACCUGGGCAUGUGGAUUCUGAGCAUAACGAUGAUCAUCGUAUGCCAAUUUAUGAAGAAACAUCUCUGCAGAUCCGGACACGCAACAAUACAGAUGGUGUUGACACGAGUCUGUCAAGCAGUGAUUCAUCACCUGCACAUGUCAACUCUCCGCAUCAUGGAGAUGGUAAAAUGCCAAUUUAUGAAGAAACCUCGUUGCAGAUCAAAACAUGCAGCAACACAGAUGAUGUUGAUACCAGUUUGCCAAGCAGUGAGUGGGCCAGCCAAACGUCAACAGCUCCAUCAGCUGGACAUAUGAACUCUCAGCCGUGUGGCUAUGGUGGCAUGCCAGUAUAUAAAGAAACAUUUCCUCGUUACAGCAAGACCAGGGAUGAAGGUAAUAAGACAAGUCAAAGCAGUGACUGGUCAGACAAAUCAGUCAAUGAUCCAUCUGCUGGCCUCAUGAUGUCUCCGUACUAUGGCUCUGGUGGAAUGUCGACAAAUGAUGGAUCAGAACAACAGCGGAUUGUCUUUGAUUCGUCAUCAGACAAAACAAGAGGGAACACACAAGAUGUGAUAAUACCUGUAAACACUAGAGUGUUGCACUCAAGGAGACCUUACCAGUGGCACAGGAUGCCAGUUGAGAUAAGACAGGGAGAUGGGAGUCUCCCCUGUCAUGUGUGCCAGAGUCUGCUCCCCCUCCUUGACAGGAUCAACUGCCAGCUGAGAGAACUUGAGUCCCAGGAACCUCUGCCUAAUGAAGAUGGAGGCUUGCAAAGAGAUAUGGACAGGGUAUUUGAGUCACUCUAUGCUGCCAUCGACCAGAGAGAAGAAGAACUGCUGGCAUCAUUUGGUGACCAUUCCCCUCAUUCUGGAAGGGGAGAUACUGACCUUGCUUCUUUGCUAGCUCAUCUUGAGAACACAAAGUCUUACUGUGAUAAGACUCUUGUCUACACAACAAAACCCGAGCUACUUAGUUUGACUGGGAUGAUUCACACACGAGCCGAGGAGCUCCUGAGUCAAGACAUCGCCGAUCCAGUUCCUCCUAGUGAUGUCAUGUUUCGAGAUGAUGGCCUACCUGACCUGGUUCAAGAAAUUGAGAAUUUUGGGAAGGUUUUCAAUGAGAAGGAUGUUGAUGCUGCAGUCAAGGACAAAACAUUUCCAAAAGAGCAUAAACUCUCCGAGAGUGAUAUCAUUUUAGAGCAGAGACGGUCUUCUCUACAGUCCAUGCCGCCAAUGCGUAGAGCAUCAAUGCCUCAAGAAGACGGACGAGAUUUUAAUUCCAUGCCUCAGAAUACAAUGUUAGAUCCAAACACUCAGUCAGUGCCCCCAAGGAGAGGUAGCAGAGAUGUUGAUUUUAAUGGUUAUACAGGGGGAAAGGAUGUUGAAGGAUUGCCUCCCCAUGAUCCAUACAGUAGAGAUGGCCUGAACGGUCCAGACAGAAGAGGCCAGGGAGGGUACCCAUACCAACAAAAUAAUCCUGUCCAGAGUCCAGAUGACAGGCGUUACGAUCAUCGAGGGAAUCAAUAUGACCCUCAAACCAGGGUUGCAGGCCCCAUCUAUCAGAAUCCCGUUGAUAGAAGGUACGAACCUAGCGGAAACCCGUAUGAUCCAGAAAACAGAAAUGCUGACCCAAUGUACCAGAAUCCGGAUGACGGAAGAUACGACGCUAGAGAAAACCCACAUGGCCCACAGACCAGAGAUACAGCUAAUGGUAGUCCAGGAAACUAUCCCCAGGGGCAGAUGCCUCACAGUAGAUAUCCGAAUGAUCGAAAUCAACCGAAUGAUGGACCUCUGGACUGCGAUGUGAUCACACCAGUUCAAGCACCACAACAACGAUCUGCGCCAGAUUCAUACGAUGAAGCUCCACGGCUAGAUCCAACAGAAGACCGACCUGCACCAAAUGAAGCUGGCAUGUUCCCGGGAUCGUCUGCACUGGCAGUUUACGUCCAUGCCCAUCACCAGAAACUGAGAGAGAAUGAUGAUGAUCCUGUCACAAAAGACACUAUGAUAUACAGCAUUACACCAGAGCCAGAUUCGGAUCGUGACGCUGUUCUCUCAGUCUCCCCUAAGUUGUUCCAGCCUGAACACACAAUCAAGUGCGUAUACAUGGAGUUUGACAAAGGAACCGUCUACGAGGAGAAUCACGUUACACACGAUGGGAAACUGGUCAACGAUCCCCCCAACCUGCCAUCACCAAAUGCCAGCUGGAGAUUCAAGAACUACAAAGGAGCUUUGUCCACUCGUCCUCUAGACGGCACAGGGAUGUCCUACUUGGAGUUUUGGACCGACAUUGAGAUCAAGCAGAUCCAUGGAGGAAGAAGCCUCAUCUUUGAAGCUGCUGUUGCAGACAGGGACGUCAUAGAUCUCCACCACAAGGCCGAGGACCAGGGUCAUGCAUGGGGAGUCUCACUGUCUAACUGCCCAGAACAUGACGGCCUGUGCCGCAGAACCUGGGGAGCUGGGCAGAGUCUGAAACACUACCCACACACUCUGCCCAAUCAACCAGACUCCAAGGCUCGACUCCGGUUCGGCUUUUUCAUCAUGCAGAAGCAGAAGAAGCUGGUGGUGAUCGAUUGCAACGAGGAGAAGGUUCUUCUUACAGCUGAUAACAUCAAGAUCUCUCGCCCUCUCUGGCCAGUGUUUGGCGUCUACAACACUGACUUGUCCCAUGUGGAAACAGCGCUCGUGAGCGGCACGAAUCUGAAGAUGGACAGGAAUAUCGCCUGGCUGAUUCUCCAGAAUAUCUAGAUGGUGCAAUGCCGUCAGUAUGGACUGGUUCUUUGAUGUGAACUUUCGACAUAUUUCUGAAACAUUUGCCGUAUCAUAGGGUUUAGUGGUUGCAGUUAGGUCAUUUACACCUUAGCUAAUUGAUGUAGGUGUAGCAUGUAUGUAAUAAAGAUUAGAUAAGUUUAAGUUAUGUUGCGUCGUUUAAUACUAUACUUGCCUGUAAAUCAUAAGCUCUUUACAUGCAUUGAUUUAGAUAGGAAUAUAUUUUUGGUAGGAUUUGACCCGUGUCGAAAUGUCGUCAUACGCCAGACUGGUUGGCAGAGUGUAACUAGAUAUUUUCGUGGUUAUUUUGAUUAAUUUCAUUAGAGAAAGCAAGUCAAGUAUUUGGCAUGUAAUACGCUGUUCAGAUUAUCACGAGGGUUACUGGAAAGCUUUUUUGGCCUCUUUAGGUUAUGAUGGAAUUGUUAGAUAGACAUUUUUGUCGAUGUUAAGUAGAUUUAGUGGUUACAAAAAGGAUGAUAUUAAAUGUACGAAAAUAUAAUCAAUGACGAGAAACAUAAGCUUAAAUGUAAUUUUCAGAAACCAUUGCUGAAUAAUGUAAUUUGUAUUAUGCCUCGAAGAAAGUUGUAAACUUGUAUUACUUAACAACCUCCGUCUCUCAUUUCAGGGAUGCGUCGUUUGUUUCUGCCGCGCUGUUUUUGAGUGUCCUUAGGUGUUACGAUAUUGAUAGCUUUGCCACUUUAGUAGGAUAGUUUUAUCCAUGAACUGUGAUAUUGUUAUUGCUUUACGGUGAAUAAAGGGAAUAAAAGUCAA
This is a messenger RNA of Haliotis rufescens (red abalone), 8193 nucleotides long. RefSeq lists its product as uncharacterized. The transcript has 4 exons. Lineage: Eukaryota; Metazoa; Mollusca; Gastropoda; Lepetellida; Haliotidae. Bases 1 to 7401 code for a protein of 2466 amino acids. The record is from RefSeq and is a predicted model, not a curated record.